Molecule: messenger RNA, 1108 nt
Organism: Tribolium castaneum (red flour beetle)
Lineage: Eukaryota; Metazoa; Arthropoda; Insecta; Coleoptera; Tenebrionidae
Gene: PPP1R15
Product: Protein phosphatase 1 regulatory subunit 15
Exons: 2
Coding region: 227-874 (215 amino acids)
Biological process (GO): response to endoplasmic reticulum stress
Cellular component (GO): protein phosphatase type 1 complex; endoplasmic reticulum
Molecular function (GO): protein phosphatase regulator activity
Source: RefSeq, a predicted model, not a curated record
UGAACAUAUGUAUCAGUGAAAAGUGCAAAUAAUUGUAAUAACGAUGGCGAUUUCAGCAAAAAUCCCCAAAUCAAUGCAAGAAAGUGAACCUACAUUGUGUGCGUCGAUAAAUAACGGUAACAAAGUUUGGCAAACCCCAAAAGCUCAAGGACAUUUCGGCGGGACAGCCCACUGUGUUUUUAAAGACUUGAAUUUGCAUUGGUGUCGAAGACGAAUCGGUCACUGAAUGUUGGCAAACAUGUGGAAUCUUAUGUCCAUCCCCGAGCCCAAAUUCGGGAUGCAAAAGGCGUGCUUCCACACGUCCUUUCCCCUGGGAGCUGUCGCUUCCGACAAACAAUUCCCGCUUUUCAAACCGGAAGUCAAAUCAACCGUCUGUCAUAAUUACACUUCGCGGCCGAAACCAGAUCCGCUCGAAAAUUCUAGUCAAGUAAUGGACACUAAACAAAACCCCGAAAUCAAUCACGUGUGCAAUAGCAAGAAGAAGAAGAAAAAGCGGAGACGGAGGAGGAAGAAGCAACAGAAGAGUGCAAGACAGCGGCAAGUGUCAGUCUGCGAGAGCGAGGACAGCUUUGUCGUUUUUUUCGCCGAAGAGAAGGAAGAACUGUCGGAAACGACCGAAGGGUUUGAUUCGUGUGAUUCCCUCGUUCCGGACAAAAAAGUGCGAUUCGCCUCAGAAAGUAAACUUUGUGAAGUUCACCCGAUGAUAAUGUGGUCGUUUGCUUAUCAGGCGGCCCGGAAAGGUCCCUGGGAAGAGUAUGCGAGAGAUAGAGAUAGGUUCAAUAAACGUGUACGCAAUACUGAGGCAAUUAUUGGUCAUGUGUUCAGUGAUGAACAUAGGUCGAAGAUUUAUCAAGAAAGGUUUGCUGCACUUUGAGAUUCUAGUUUUUGAUGCCAUGACUGUGAUAAUAAUCCUGACUGAUUCGUUUAAAAUUAUAUAGUGUAAAUACUUUAUAUUAUAUGGUUAGCUGUAGGUAACAUUUGUUAUGAAUUGUCGGUUUAGAUAAAUUUUAUGUUUAGGUAGGGAGGGUUUGGGUUUGUUAAUGCUUCCUUUAGUUUUGACAAUGUAGUGAAAAAUAAAAAAAAUAAAGUGUAUGUCGAAAGCAAAAAA